Messenger RNA from Rotaria sordida, 1464 nucleotides. The record is from the annotation of a GenBank genome assembly. NCBI's taxonomy places the organism in Eukaryota, Metazoa, Rotifera, Eurotatoria, Philodinida, Philodinidae.
CUUUAUGUUAUUCCAUUUAGUAUGGGACCAAUUGGUUCACCAUUAAGUAAAAUUGGUGUACAAAUAACCGAUUCAAAUUAUGUCUUACUUUCAAUGAGAACUAUGACUCGUGUUUCAUCGGAAAUCUGGAAACAUCUUAAACAUGAUGAAGAAUUUGUUAAAUGUCUUCAUUCAAUGGGUUGUCCUCGUCCACAUGCACGAAAAAUAGUCAAUAAUUGGCCAUGUAAUCCAGAGAAAACUCUUAUCGUUCAUAUACCAGAUAUUCGAAAAGUAAUAAGCUACGGUUCUGGUUAUGGUGGAAAUAGUUUACUUGGUAAAAAAUGUUUUGCUUUACGUAUUGCUGGUCGAAUUGCAUAUGAUGAAGGAUGGUUCGCUGAACAUAUGUUAAUUAUGUCAGUAACAAGUCCUCAAGGUGAAGAAAAAUUUAUUGCUGCUGCUUUUCCAUCGGCAUGUGGAAAAACAAAUUUAGCAAUGUUAACACCAACAAUUCCAGGUUAUACAGUUCGAUGUGUUGGUGAUGAUAUUGCUUGGAUGAGAUUUGAUAAAGAAACGGGAGAAUUAAGAGCUAUUAAUCCUGAAGCAGGAUUUUUUGGUGUUGCACCUGGUACAAAUAUGAAAACAAAUCCAAAUGCUCUUUUGACAUGUUUAAAAAAUUCCAUAUUUACCAAUGUUGGUGAAACAGUUGAUGGUAGAUUUUAUUGGGAAGGUCUCGAAGAUCAAACAGAACCUGGUACUGAAAUUAUUUCAUGGACUGGUGAAAGAUAUAAAUUAGGAGAAGAUAAAACAAAAAAAUCUAGUCAUCCAAAUGCACGAUUUUGUUGUCCAGCAAAACAAUGUCCAAUUAUUCAUGACAAAUGGGAAGAUCCAGCUGGUGUACCUAUAUCAGCAAUUAUAUUUGGUGGACGAAGACCAGAAGGUGUUCCAUUAGUUAUUGAAGCAUUUGAUUGGAAACAUGGCGUAUUUCUUGCUUCACAAUUAAAAUCGGAAACAACAGCAGCUGCUGAACAUACUGGAAAACAAAUAAUGCAUGAUCCAUUUGCAAUGAGACCAUUUGUUGGAUAUAAUUUUGGACAUUAUAUUCAACAUUGGCUUGAUUUUGAAAAAAAUCCAAAGAAUAAAUUACCAAAAAUAUUUCAUGUCAAUUGGUUUCGUUUGGAUGAAAAUAAAUUUCUUUGGCCUGGAUUUGGUGAUAAUAUUCGUGUAUUGGAUUGGAUUAUUCGACGAACAAACGGUGAAGAUAUUGCUGAUGCAUCAGCAGUCGGCUUUUUACCAAAGAAAGAUUCAAUUAAUCUUCAAGGUCUUAUUGUUAAUUGGGAAAAAUUAAUGAGUGUACCAAAAGAUUAUUGGAUAAGUGAUAUUGAAGAAACAUUGAAAUGGCUUGAUGAACAGUUAGGAGACGAUUUACCACAUGAUAUUCGAGUUCAAAUUGAACAACAAAAACAACGUUUAACUCAAUUGAAAUAA